Messenger RNA from Protobothrops mucrosquamatus (brown spotted pit viper), 5414 nucleotides. It is a transcript of the gene ARID4B, whose product is annotated as AT-rich interaction domain 4B. Gene Ontology annotation, cellular component: nucleus. The record is from RefSeq and is a predicted model, not a curated record. The transcript is spliced from 24 exons. Gene Ontology annotation, molecular function: transcription cis-regulatory region binding. Gene Ontology annotation, biological process: regulation of transcription by RNA polymerase II. The coding region runs from base 1 to 3789 and encodes 1262 amino acids. Lineage: Eukaryota; Metazoa; Chordata; Lepidosauria; Squamata; Viperidae.
AUGGCGUCAAAGGCAGCGGGUGAGGGGGAAGGCAGCCGCGGGCGUGGGGCUCCGAGAGCAGCGGCUUUUUGUGGCUGGAGCGGAGAGGCGGCAGUGCGCCCCGUUGAAAAAGGGGGAUGGUGCUGUGGCUCAGUGCUUUGUUUUAAAUUUCAGGUCCAGCCUUGGCAGCACAUUCGCUUUCGGAUUUUUCUGCUGCAGCCUGAGUUCAUCAUGAAGGCCCUUGAUGAACCGCCAUAUUUGACAGUAGGCACUGAUGUGAGUGCAAAAUAUAGAGGUGCCUUUUGUGAAGCCAAGAUAAAAACAGCAAAAAGACUAGUUAAAGUCAAGGUAACAUUUAGGCAUGAUUCAUCAACUUUAGAAGUUCAGGAUGAUCACAUAAAAGGCCCUUUAAAGGUAGGAACUGUGGUGGAAGUCAGGAAUCCAGAUGGAGCUUAUCAGGAGGCUGUCAUCAAUAAAUUAACAGAUGCUAGCUGGUAUACUGUAGUAUUUGAUGAUGGAGAUGAGAAAACUCUUAGACGCUCUUCACUUUGCCUAAAAGGAGAAAGACAUUUUGCUGAAAGUGAGACAUUAGAUCAGCUCCCUCUUACCAACCCUGAACAUUUUGGGACUCCUGUCAUUGGAAAGAAAACUAAUAGAGGAAGAAGAUCUAAUCACAUCCCAGAAGAAGAAUCUUCCUCAUCCUCAAGUGAUGAGGAUGAAGAUGACAGAAAACAAACUGAUGAAUUAUUAGGAAAAGUUGUAUGCGUAGAAACUGUUAGUACGGAUAAAAAGAAAAAUAUUUGGUUUCCAGGUUUGGUGGUUUGUCCAGAUUGCAGUGAUGAAGUUGCAGUAAAGAAAGAUAAUGUUCUUGUUCGUUCUUUCAAGGAUGGCAAGUUCUCUUCAGUAUCAAGAAAAGAUGUACGGGAAAUUAGUGAAUCUUCACCAAGACCUGAUGCUGCAUUAAAACAAGCUUUCGAUCAGGCCUUAGAAUUCUGUAAAAAUAGAACUGUUCCUAGUAACUGGAAGACCGAGUUGAAAGAAGAAAGUUCCAGUAGUGAAGCAGAAGAGGAGGAUGAAGAUGAAAAGGAAAAAGAAGAUAAUAGCAGUGAAGAAGAGGAAGAAAUAGAACCCUUUCCUGAAGAAAGAGAUAACUUUCUGCAACAACUUUAUAAAUUUAUGGAAGAUAGAGGGACUCCUAUUAAUAAACGACCUGUCCUUGGAUACAGAAAUUUGAAUCUCUUCAAAUUAUUCAGACUUGUUCAUAAACUUGGAGGAUUUGAUAAUAUUGAAAGUGGAGCUGUCUGGAAGCAAGUAUAUCAGGACCUUGGUAUCCCCGUCUUGAAUUCUGCUGCUGGAUAUAAUGUUAAAUGUGCUUACAAAAAGUAUCUCUAUGGCUUUGAAGAGUAUUGCACAUCAGCUAAUGUUGAAUUUAAAAUGGCACUGCCAGAGAAAACAUCAAGCAAAUCCUGUAAGGAGCAUGAACAAGAGGUGAAAAAGCAGGAAGAAGUUGAGCUAAACAUAAAAGAAACAAAGGUGAAGAAUGAAGAAAAAGAUGAUGAAAUAACAGCAAUGAACAAACAAGUCAUACUAGCUGAGAAUGAGACUGAAAAAAAAGAAAAUGAUAAAACUCCAUCUUUGGGGAUUCAAAAAUGUUUUCAGGAGCCUCCAAAUGACCAGGAGAAAGAGUUAAGAAUAACCAUAACAAAUGAUGAAGCCAAUGUGGAAUGUAACGAAGACACAGAAUGUAAAAAUCUGGAAAAUCAGAGCACCAUUCCAGAAACUGAAGAGAGAGAGAUAGCAAACGAUGUCACCAUUAAGGAAGAAGAUGAAGAUGAAGAAGGAGAAGAGGAGGAGGAAGAAGAUGAGGAGGAGGAGGAGGAGGAAGAUGACAAAAAUGAAGAGGAAGAGUUUGAGUGUUAUCCACCAGGCAUGAAAGUCCAAGUGCGGUAUGGACGAGGGAAAAGUCAAAAAAUGUAUGAAGCUAGUGUUAAAGAUUCUGAUAUUGAAGGUGGAGAAGUCCUUUACUUGGUGCACUACUGCGGAUGGAAUGUGAGGUAUGAUGAAUGGAUAAAAGCGGACAAGAUAGUGAGACCAGCAGACAAAAAUGUACCCAAAAUAAAGCAUCGGAAGAAAAUAAAGAAUAAAGCUGAUAAAGAUGAGAAAUAUUCCCCCAAAGCAUUUAAAUUACGCCGUUCAUCGAAACCACCAUUUCAUGUUGGUAUAUCACCUGAGAUGGCAUCCAAACCUGACAUCGCUGAAGCCAAAACUUCUGAACUAGCUCCAAAUAAAUCUUUAGAGAUUAUUUCUAUCCUUAAUGGACUGCAAGGUAAUGAGCACAAAAAAGUAUUUCUUUCUGAGAGGAACAAAUCCAAGUCCUUGAUCUUCAUGACAGUCCAAAGUAAGGAUGAAAAAUCAAAUGGCAAAGAUGUACUUAGCUUGGAAAACAGCAGUAAUAGUUCUUCAGAUGAAGAUGAAGUAAAAAAUAAGUUAAAAUUAACACCUAAUAAGAAGUAUAAUGGGUUAGAUGAUAAAAGAAAAUCUUUACGGACAAAUGCUUUUUAUCCUGGGUUCUCUGAAGUGUCAGAGAAGAGAAUAAAGCUUCUAAGUAACUCUGAUGAAAGGCUUCAGAAUACCAGAGCAAAAGACCGGAAAGAUGUGUGGUCAAGUAUUCAGGGACAAUGGCCUAAAAAGACUCUCAAGGAACUUUUUUCAGAUUCUGAUACAGAAGCAGCAGCUUCUCCACCCCAUGCUUCUCCUGAGGAGGCAACACCAGAGGAGCAUCUGCAAACCCUUGAAGAAGAGGAUACCUCUUUGCCUAGUUCUAAAGUUGAAAGACCUUUGCCACUAAGCACAGAUACAAAACCUGUCGAAGAAAAGCCAGCGGAAAUGAAUGACAAGAAAGUUGAAUUCCCAAGUAGUGGCAGUAAUUCGGUUCUAAACACCCCACCCACUACACCUGAGUCACCUCCAUCUGUAACGGUAGCAGAUUCCAGCAGGCAUCAGUCGGGCAUAUCUAUUUCUGAAACUCUGGCACCGAGUCAAGAAGAAGUACGAAGCAUCAAGAGUGAAACAGAUAGCACAAUUGAGGUGGACAGUAUUGUAGGAGAACUGCAGGACCUUCAGUCGGAAGGAAAUGUAUCUCCUACAGGCUUUGAUGCCAGUGUCAGCUCCAGCAGCAGUAAUCAACCAGAACACACUGAGAAAGCUUGUACAGGCCAGAAAAGACUUAAAGAUAGCCAGGGUGGUGGUCCCUCGAAAAAGCAGAAAAGAAGUCAUAAAUCAUCUGUGGUGAACAACAAAAAAAAGAACAAAAGUACAAACAGUAGUGAUAGUGAAGAACUUUCUGCUGGAGAAAGUAUUACCAAAUCGCAGCCAGCAAAAUCAGUUUCUACAGGGGUGAAAUCUCAGCAUACAAAAGCUCCAGCUAGAACGCAGUCUCCUGGAAAAUGUGGGAAAAAUGGAGAAAAAGAUUCUGAUCUCAAAGAACAGAACAGUCGUUUGCCAAAACUUUACAAAUGGAGUUUCCAAUUAUCUGACUUAGAAAAUAUGACCAGUGCAGAACGCAUUGCAAUCCUUCAAGAAAAACUUCAGGAAAUCAGGAAACACUACAUGUCUUUAAAAUCUGAAGUGGCUUCCAUUGAUAGAAGAAGAAAGCGUUUGAAGAAAAAAGAGCGGGAAAGUGCUGCUACCACAUCCUCCUCCUCUUCCUCACCUUCCUCCAGUACCAUUACGGCAGCAGUUAUGUUAAGUUUAGCAGACCCACCCGUGUCCAAUUCAUCACAGAACGGAAUGUCAGUCGAGUGCAGGUGACAGCAAGACUUGCCGAAGCACUUUGCACUUAAAGGCUGCUGAGAGCCACUUUUUAUACUGCACAGUGGCACAAAAUUCAGACAAGCACUAUUUUGUAUUUAAAAAAAAUCUUGACAAGCUAACUUUGCACUUAAGUGCACUUUUAUGAAGAAAAAGUACAACAGACUGCUUUUCCUCAAGCAAUAAUUGUUUCCAACUUGUCUGGGAAUUGUAUGUUGAAUGAAUUGAAGGCCUUCCACUGUGGCAAAUGGAAGUUGUUCACUGCCAGUAGAAUCAGUGUGGUAAGCAUGCAGUUGUUGGGUAGGCCAAAUCAAAACAUUAAAGUGGCUUACUGUUCACGUAUUCCCUGGUAUUUUGUUAAAGCUGGAACAUUUGAUAUUUUUCCAUUCUUUAGGAAAAAUGAACCUAUUUUCAUUUUUACAAGAUAAUUGUUUUUUAACUGUUGCCUUAAUGGUGACUGUAACUGUACAAGUCAAGCACAGGUAAUUCAGUUCCAAACCUGCCGUUAACAGGAUGUUUCUCAUCAGAUUGACAACCAAAUAUAAGGGUUCUGCUUAAAAGGCUGACUAAAUGUUUACAGGUUUGAAUUAGGCAAAAUAGGUUAUCGUGGGUUUUUGAUAGCCCACGAAUUGGAAUGAAACUACUGUACUUUGCCAUUUUUCUAUGAAUCAGUAUUUUUUUUAAUUUUGAUAAAAUACAUUGUGAAAAAAGGAAGAAAACGGCUAACAAACUGUAUUAAAUCUUAAUGUACAAAGAUUGUAUUUAGCCAGUUUAAAGUGUAUAUUUAUUCAUAAUGAAUUAUAACACUUAUAUUUUUGUGUUUUCUUGUAAAAGUUUCUUUUCAGUUUAAAGCAACAAAUAUUUCAUUAGUAAUGCUUAUUUUAUUAUGAGCUGCAAUUGAGAGAGGUCUUCAAGAAGGAGUAAAGGGUGUUAAUAUUAAGUCCUUGUUGAGAAGAACAUUGCCACAAAGGGAUAGUUGUUUAUAAUAUAAAUAGCUAACUGAGUGGUUGAAAUGAAAUUUUUGUUUUAAUUGCCUUGUAAAAAAUCCAAAAUCAAUUCAGCUGUUUUCACUUCUAUGACUUUUAUGUUGUUAUCGAACCCAUGCCCUCUCGUUUGGCACUUGUAUUUAAUUACACAACUUUGUAAGACAUUUGUAUAUUGCGGGAGUGUUCAUUCGAGCUAUUUAAUACCUGGCACUGUUAAUACACAGUACUUUACUGUACAGAUUGUUUUACUGUUUUAAUUGUAGUUCUGUGUACUUCUUUUGGCUGGGCUUAUGGGGGCUGGCAUGUUUUUUUUUUUUUCUUUUUCUGGCAAUACAACAUGUAAGAAUUUCAAACAUUCUGUUUGUAGAUGCUAGAGUGUCCGAAUCUUUACAUUUGACUUUUCUAAGAAAAGCAUUUUCAGUCUUAGUAGUGUGUGCUUUAAAGGUAACUGAUUUUAUUGAAAAUGGUUUCAAACGCUUCAUAUGUACAGGACUGUAAAAAUUGUUGACAAACAUUGAAGGAAAGGCAUAUAAAGAAAAGCUAUAAAAUAUAUAUUAGGUUCUGCAGACAAUGGAAUUAUGUAAUAUAUUGUACAAAUGUAAGCAAAGGCCUCUGAAAUAAAAUGCCAUAGUUUGUGAA